Diversispora eburnea is the source of this 1095-nucleotide messenger RNA. The record is from the annotation of a GenBank genome assembly. Lineage: Eukaryota; Fungi; Glomeromycota; Glomeromycetes; Diversisporales; Diversisporaceae.
AUGGUUAUAGAAAGGAAACGUUAUGCUAUUGGAAUUAUUCUCCUAUUCGUUGUUGUCAUUAUAUGGGUUAGCUCUUCAUUUUUAACAAAACACAUUUUUUCACAAAAAGAGUACAACAAACCAUUUGCUAUAACAUAUUUGAAUACUGCGUCCUUUUCAUUGUAUUUAUUAGCAUUUAUUUUUAGUAAAAAACGUCCUGUGGAUAAACAAAGAAUAUUAGAAUUUAACCACGCGUUAUAUGAUACGAAUUCUCAAUUAUCAAAUGAUUCAAAUGAUUCAAUAAGUAAUCAUUCUAUAAAAUCUGACGAUGCUCCCGAAGUUGGCAAUUCUGGCAAUUAUAAUUUAUAUUCCACACCACAAAGUAGUACAUUCGCUUUAGGAUUAAAUAAUGACGAUAAUUCCUUUUUUAUGCGUUCACCUCGUCCAACUGAAGAUUAUUCUUCUAUUGAUCCUCAUGAUUUACUCUCAAACGUCGCUAAAUUAGGGUUUAAAUUUUGUAUGUUAUGGUUUGCAGCCAAUUGGUGCAGUAAUGCAUCUCUUGCAUAUACAACUGUUGCAAGUAGUACAAUUUUAGCUUCUACUUCAGGGUUCUUCACUUUGGGAAUCGGAUCUCUAGCUGGAGUUGAGAAAUUUACAUAUGUUAAAUUAUUAGCUGUCUUUGUUAGUGUCAUUGGAGUUUCCUUAAUUUCUAUUGAAAGACCUGAUGAAGGUCAGGAUAAUCCCGUUGAUCCCUUUUUUGGUGAUUUUCUGGCAAUUCUUAGUGCAUUGUUUUAUGGAUCUUAUUCGGUUUUUUUAAAAAUUCGAAUACAACGUGAAUCUCGGGUCAAUAUGCCCUUAUUUUUUGGAUUUGUUGGAUUAUUUAAUGUUUUUUUAUUGUGGCCUCUUUUUAUAUUGUUACAUCUUUGUGGUUUUGAAUAUUUUCAACUUCCAUCUAAUGGAGUUCUAUUGAAAACGGGAUAUUUAAUUGGUGCAUUGUUAGUUGUGAGUGGAUUUCUUGGAGUAAAUUUUGAGACUUUGAAAGAUGGAUAUAAAUUUAAAUCAUUAAUGAAUGAAGAUAAUAUAGGUCAAGAUUCUAGACAAGAUUCAAGAUGUUAA